AUGGCGGACCGACAAAAGGUCGCUGUGUUCGGUGCCGCCUUUGUUCUCCGCCUACUUUUGAUAUGUGUUUUUCCUUCUUUGCCUGAUUUGUUGACGGGCAGAGUCGAAGUGUCAACCCCAGUCACUAGCUUCAAGCGAUUGCAAGAAGGCCUCUUUCUAUACACUCGAAAUGUCUCUCCGUACGAUGGUGGUGUCUUCCAUCAGGCACCACUCCUACUUCCCUUAUUCUCCCUACUCCCCGGCGUGAAAAGCAGCCCAUUCUCCACUGCAAUAUUCUAUUCUCUUGUCGAUCUAGUCAAUGCGCAUGCCUUAAUCACCAUCUCAAAUUCAGGCCAAUCGGUUCAAAGCCGUCGACACUCGGCGGUACGAAAGCAUAUCCGGUGGGACGGAGUUUCUGUUGCAGCUUGGUUCUUGUUUAACCCAUUCACUAUUGCAACAUGUUUAGCACGAUCAACAAGCGUUUUUACGGCAUCGGGGAUCUUAUUCGCAGUCUCAAAUGCUGUCAGUGGCAAUAGUGUCAAUGCGAUGUUGGCACUGGGCUUCGCAUCCUACCUAUCUCUAUACCCCGCUCUUCUAUUUGUCCCCCUUGUUCUCCUCUGCUACGAUCAACGGGCACAGAAGCAGGCACCCAAUUCCUUUAUCUUCACGCUGCAACACGCCGCUAUUCUACUCGGCAGUAUCACCGGCCUACUUGGCGUUUCAUAUUUGAUUAUUGGAAAUUUCUGGGAUUUUGUGUCGGCGACAUAUGGCUUCCAUCUUCUUGUCCCUGACUUGACCCCUAAUGUGGGCCUGUGGUGGUACUUCUUCAUCGAAAUGUUCGAUUCAUUCCGUGGCUUCUUCCUUGGGGUCUUCUGGCUUCAUCUGGCCAGUUAUGUUGGUGGUUUCACAGCGCGGCUGUGGCGACAACCUCUGUUUAUCAUAACGUCGCUUCUCGGGAUCUUCGCCGUCUUCAAGCCAUACUCCAGCAUCUCCGAUGCGUCACUGUACUUUGCGUUACUUCCGCUGUACCGACACCUUUUCCCCUUAAUGCGGUAUACAUUCUUUGCGAUCUCCGCCCUUCUGUACUCCACCUUGUUGGGACCUGCCUUCUACCACUUGUGGAUCUACGCUGGUUCUGGUAACGCAAACUUCUUUUAUGCCAUCACUCUAGUCUGGAGCUUAGGCCUCUCGAUCCUUCUGGCAGACAGUAUCUUCGCCUGUCUAAGAGACGAAUGGGAGCAAGCCCACCCAGAAGCACAGGGUCAAGAAGUGAAACAAGUAUAA
This is a messenger RNA of Penicillium taxi, 1263 nucleotides long. Its product is annotated as GPI-anchored transamidase subunit GAB1. The transcript has 5 exons. Gene Ontology annotation, biological process: protein localization to cell surface; attachment of GPI anchor to protein. The coding region runs from base 1 to 1263 and encodes 420 amino acids. NCBI's taxonomy places the organism in Eukaryota, Fungi, Ascomycota, Eurotiomycetes, Eurotiales, Aspergillaceae. The record is from RefSeq and is a predicted model, not a curated record. Gene Ontology annotation, cellular component: membrane; GPI-anchor transamidase complex.